AUGAAUAAACUCUUGAUCCUUCCCUUUAUAUCCUCCUUAGUUGAGUCUCCGUUUUCGCUGGCGCUGGCGCUGUGAUGUGAUUUGCAGAGGAGAAGAGGCAAUGGCUUACAUGUGUGCAGACAGUGGCAACCUGAUGGCGAUUGCGCAACAAGUGAUUAAGCAGAAGCAGCAGCAAGAGCAGCAGAAGCAGCAGCAGCAGCAGCAGACCAAUCCAAUUCCAUGGAACAGCACUCCUCCUCUCCCUCCCACCGAUUUCCCCGACCCCUUCCAAUCCGAUCCCCCCUUCCACUUCCAACCCUUCCGCUUCUCCGACUUCGACUCCGACGACUGGAUGGACUCCCUCAUCGCCACCCCCUCCUCCUACACCACCGAUUUCCCCUUCCCCUCCUCCGAUCUCAACCGCCUCAUCUUCCCGCCCCAAUCCCCCGACUCGGACUCCCCACAGCAGCCUCUCCUAAAAGCCCUGUCGGAGUGCGCCUCCCUCUCCGAAACCGAACCGGAUCAAGCCGCCGAAUCCCUAAGCCGUUUGCGGAAAUCCGUCUCCCAGCACGGAAACCCCACCGAGCGAGUGGGCUUUUACUUCUGGCAGGCCCUGAGCCGUAAGAUGUGGGGAGACAAAGAAAAGAUGGAGCCCAGAAGUUGGGAGGAGUUAACACUCUCUUACAAGGCCCUUAACGACGCCUGCCCUUACUCCAAGUUCGCCCACCUAACCGCCAACCAAGCCAUCCUCGAAGCCACCGAAAACGCCUCCAACAUCCACAUCCUCGACUUCGGCAUCGUCCAGGGGAUCCAGUGGGCCGCGCUCUUGCAAGCUUUCGCCACUCGUGCCUCCGGAAAGCCCAACAAGAUCACCAUCUCCGGAAUCCCCGCCGUCUCCCUUGGUCCCUCUCCCGGCCCUUCUCUCUCCGCCACCGGCAACCGCCUCUCUGACUUCGCCAGGCUCCUCGACUUGAACUUCGUGUUCACGCCCAUUCUCACUCCCAUUCACCAGCUCGACCACAACAGCUUCUGCAUUGACCCAAACGAGGUCUUGGCCGUUAACUUCAUGCUUCAGUUGUAUAACCUCUUGGACGAGCCUCCCACCGCGGUUGACACUGCGCUCAGGUUGGCCAAGUCUCUCAACCCUAGAAUUGUCACCCUUGGCGAGUAUGAAGCAAGUGUCACACGUGUCGGGUUUGUCAACCGGUUCAGGACUGCGUUCAAGUACUUCUCUGCUGUGUUUGAGUCUCUGGAGCCUAAUUUGGCCGCGGACUCGCCGGAGAGGUUUCAGGUGGAGAGUCUUCUGCUCGGGCGGCGUAUUGCCGCUGUUAUUGGGCCGGGGCCGGUGAGGGAGAGUAUGGAGGACAAGGAGCAGUGGAGGGUUCUGAUGGAGCGUGCUGGUUUUGAAUCGGUGAGUCUCAGCCAUUAUGCAAUCAGUCAAGCUAAGAUACUUCUCUGGAAUUACAGCUACAGUUCUCUGUUUUCGCUUGUUGAGUCUAAACCACCGGGGUUUUUGUCUCUGGCUUGGAAGGAUGUUCCUCUCUUGACUGUGUCCUCUUGGCGUUAAUGCUUCGUUCUUUAUUGGAAAGGGUUUCCACCUGGUCCUUUUUUCUCUGGUGUGGAACAACUAAUUAUUAAUUAUUAUUAUUAUUAUUUGGCGAUAUGUCAUGGAUGAUCGAUCAUGCUAUGCGAAGCUAGCCUCUUCAAUUUCGUGAAAUUAUGCAGAUUUGACAUGUGUGAAUUGGCAGGCACUGCAAGAAGAAUUUGAGGUUUUUGGGAGAAUUGUCACGUUUAGCAGUUUGGUCCGUCCUGUACUAGUUCCACACCCCUUACUUUCUUAUUUUGUUUUCAAUUGAUUUUUCUUUUUCUUGGCAGCGUCUUUUUUUUUUUUUUUUUUUAAUGUGGCAAUGGUGUUAUAUUAGCUUCAAGACUUGACUAGGCAAACUGUGACAAUGGAAGAAAUGGGAUGGAGAGAAGCUUUCUUUCUCAUUGCUUCUAGUCAUUGUAACUCUGUAAAUUGGAUUUUGUUGUAUGGAUUUAAAUUGGUCUGAAUGAAUAUCAUAGGAUUUUUAUCUUUACUUUCCUCUCA
This is a messenger RNA of Glycine soja, 2068 nucleotides long. RefSeq names its product scarecrow-like protein 4. Gene Ontology annotation, cellular component: nucleus. The transcript has a single exon. Gene Ontology annotation, molecular function: sequence-specific DNA binding; DNA-binding transcription factor activity. The coding region runs from base 101 to 1546 and encodes 481 amino acids. The record is from RefSeq and is a predicted model, not a curated record. Gene Ontology annotation, biological process: regulation of DNA-templated transcription. Lineage: Eukaryota; Viridiplantae; Streptophyta; Magnoliopsida; Fabales; Fabaceae.